This is a messenger RNA of Diaporthe batatas, 999 nucleotides long. RefSeq lists its product as uncharacterized. Gene Ontology annotation, biological process: DNA repair; DNA damage checkpoint signaling. Bases 1 to 999 code for a protein of 332 amino acids. The record is from RefSeq and is a predicted model, not a curated record. Lineage: Eukaryota; Fungi; Ascomycota; Sordariomycetes; Diaporthales; Diaporthaceae. Gene Ontology annotation, cellular component: nucleus; checkpoint clamp complex. The transcript has 2 exons.
AUGGCGACGCCACGCCCUACGCCGGCCGUGCCUCUGUUCCGCGCGCUUGCCAGUUCGACUAGGCCAAUCCAGCAGAUGCUCAAGUGCAUCAACUUCACAAACAAAGUACAUGUUGAGAUCACAGAGGAGCUCAUCAAGUUCGCAGCUGACCAAUCGCGAGUGACGCAAGGUGUUGCAAGCUUGGACAGAUCCAUCUUCACUAACUUCUCUGUGAAUGUGCCCCAGGCCGAGGAUGAAAGCGAGCCAGACUACCCAAGCUUCCAGAUCUCUUUGCCCGCAUUUUUGGAGACGCUCCAGAUCUUCGGCGCCUCCGACGCCGCGGCGCGACAGGCGAAGGCUGAAGCAGAGCCCUACCGCAGCAACCUCCGAAACUACCGUCCUGAUGCCUUCAGCAACCAGACUCUGGGCAUGGCGGGGACCUGCGUCCUGUCGUACCCGGAGAAGGGCGGCUGCUUCAGUGUAAUCCUCGAGGAGACUGGUGUCAACACCACCUGCAAUCUUAAAACCUACUUGCCCGAGGCCCCUGAAGAUAUUCCUUUUGACAGAGACGACAUCGCAUUUAAAAUCAUCAUGCAGUCGCGCUGGCUGUUGGAUGCUCUCACCGAGAUGGCACACUCCAAUCCCACCCGGCUCGUCAUCGCGGCGUCGAAGAAGGAGCCGUACCUCCGGCUGUCAUGCACAGGGCCACUCGGCGGAUCGAGCGUGGAUUUCGCUAAGGGACGUGAUCUGCUGGAGACGUUCACCGUGCGGGACAAAUGGGUGCAGAGCUUCAAGUUUGACAUGAUCAAGACUGCCACCGACGCAAUGCGCCUUGCCAGCAAGGUGAGUCUCCGGGGCGACGGCCAGGGCGUCUUGAGCAUGCAAUUCAUGGUGGAAGUGGAGGGUAGCAGGUCUAAUUUCCUCAUGUUCUCUUUUGUCCCAUACGUUACUUCCGAGGAGGACGAGGAGGACGAGGAGGAAGUCGAUGGAGUGGACGAGGAGGCAGAAGUCGAGAACUGA